Leucoraja erinaceus (little skate) is the source of this 9224-nucleotide messenger RNA. RefSeq names its product immunoglobulin superfamily member 11 (gene igsf11). Gene Ontology annotation, cellular component: cell-cell junction. Gene Ontology annotation, biological process: homophilic cell-cell adhesion. Gene Ontology annotation, molecular function: ionotropic glutamate receptor binding. The transcript has 7 exons. The coding region runs from base 265 to 1551 and encodes 428 amino acids. NCBI's taxonomy places the organism in Eukaryota, Metazoa, Chordata, Chondrichthyes, Rajiformes, Rajidae. The record is from RefSeq and is a predicted model, not a curated record.
GAUGCCUGUUUUGAUUCCUAGAGGGCGCUGACUGUGAGGGGCGGGCGAGCGUCAAUCACGACAAUCAAAGGCAUCGCCGGGGUCUGCUGUGCAAAGUCAGCCGAGCAAUGGUUGCAACGUUGCGGUAUUAACUGUGAGCAAGCCGAGGGUGGCGCAGCAAGGCGAACACCUUGCAUCCCCUCCCCUUCAGUGCACCCACUCUGCUACUUGAGCCUUCCAUUCACCCCUUCACUUCUUUUUGCUUCCCAAUCGCCCUGUCCUGAGAUGGUGCUGAAACGGGCUGUCUGGAAGUUGUGCUUUGCCUGUCUCUGUACACUUUGCUUUCAAGGUUGGGUGGAGUUGUUAGAAGUUACUGUGGGUAGUGCAAGUGUAACGGUUGCCAGAGGUCAAACAGCUGUACUAACAUGUACCUUCACAACAAGUGCGGCGUUGAAUCAACUGAACAUCAUCUGGACUGUGAUACCUCUCUCCAACACCAAUCAGCCAGAACAGGUGAUUUUGUACCAGGGAGGCCAGGUUAUCAGUGGGGCCAGCCUGUUUAAUUCCCGUGUGGGAUUUGUUGUCACCAUGCCCAGCACCAGUGCCUCCAUCUUCAUUAAUAACUCUCAGCUAUCGGACACGGGGACGUACCAGUGUUUGGUGAACAACCCGCCUGACAGAGGAGAGAGGAACAUCGGUGUGCUUGGACUCUCCGUUUUAGUCCCACCCGCCAUCCCACUGUGCCGACUUCAAGGAGAUGUUGCUGCUGGAAACGACGUCACUCUGACUUGUAGUUCGGAAGAGGGUCUCCCACUCCCGUCAUUUUCCUGGCAAAAGCAAGAUUCAUUUGCUAAACUACCACCACUUUCAGUACAGGAUAAAUCGCGAGGGACAUUGUUUCUCCGGAAUAUCAGCUCUGCUACAAAUGGCUUGUACCGAUGUACAGUUACCAAUGUGAUGGGAUCCCACACCUGUGCCAUUCAUCUCCAGGUUAACGAACCGCAUUUCCAGAAUGUUGGAAUUAUAGCUGGAGCUGUGGUCACUGGAAUCCUGGUGCUUCUGCUUGGUGUCAUUUCUAUUAUUGUCAUUCUGUUUUACCGGAGAAACAAAAACAAGUAUGAAGAGGAAGAGAUCCCUAAUGAGAUACGGGAGGAUGACAUCCCACCAUCAUCGUCCGUCAAAGGCUUCCAUCAAGAUGGUUCCUCAGAGAAUGAUACCCUUGCCUCCGCAAACACGUACAGUGCCCACUACUGGCAAAGGAAAAAUCCGACCUACAUAUCUAAUGCCUUCAAUCGAUACGAUGGUCACAUGCCCCACUCAAUGACGAUGUCGAGCAGUCAACCUCAAAGUCACCGACUGCAUACAAAUGGGAGCCACCACCCCACCCCAAAGGCAGUGGUCAUCACCACAAGUUCAUCUCCAUCUUCACAAAACUUAGCAAGAUGCAAUGGGUCUCUUGGUGGGAAGACCCCUCCACAGCACCACUACACCGUGAGUCAUGCAAACCUUCAACGGAUGGGUGGCAUACCAGUCAUGAUACCCGCACAGAAUAGGGCCGGAUCACUGGUGUAGGCAACAUCUGACUCGUAGAACGAAGGCAUUUGCUUGUGACCUAAGCCUCAAAUGUAGACUGAUCUUUUCCAUGUAUAAAGUGUAAACAUGCCCUUUCUCACUGGGUUUUUGAUCAGUGAGAUAUAUAAACGCAGAGCCAUUUGCUGCCUGAGUUUGACUUCUCUACAACUGUGUUUUGUCUUAAAUUAAUACAUUUCUGAAGUCUUACUUUUUGGAUAAAAUUGUGGGUUGACAUUGACACACCAUCACAAACUUCAAGGAAACAAAACAGGAGUACACAUUUUCCAGAAGGAAAAAGGAAUACAUGUUUGAAAUUGAAGAUGAAUAAACCAAGUAUAUUAUUGGAGUGCAUCAUCUUAACAAUGAAUGAACGACUGAAUCGAUGUUUGAAAAAUGGUUGCGUCCCUUUGAGAGACGGUGGGUACCUGGAGGAAUAUUGCCAAGAAUUCCAGAGGUUCGCUCAACUAUUUCAAGUGCACUAAAAUGGGCGGCAUGUUGUAUAAAAUAGCAACUUCAUCCACGGGACCUGAUUUUGGAAGAGUACGGUUUUCUUUGAAGAGGAAAGUUUGAGUUUUUUUCUUCCGCCAUUCUUUUCUACAGACGUGCUGGAAUUCACAGUGCAUUGCGUUUGCUAAAGUGGUCAUAUGAAGUCUUAUUUUAGGGAUAAAGUUGUGGAUUGGCAUUGACACAUCAUCAUAAAGUUCAAGGAACCAAAUGGGAGUGCAAAUUUUCCAAAAGGAAAAGAGAACACUUGUUUGCAAUUGAAGAUGCAUGAUUCUAUGAGCAUAACAGUGGCAGCCUUGACUGUGAGAAGACCAAACUGCUGAGGUGAAACAAAGAAGAAAAUAUUUAAGAAUGGAAUGAAAACACUGAAUGCCAUCUUUAAUUAAUGAUACACCAGGACUGCACAUGCAAAUGUCUUAAUUGUUCUGUGGAGCAAUAAACCUGUGCAUUUCCCACUAUUUGUGUUUAAAGACAACAUUGAAGAUGAUGGUUGUUGUAGGGAAAGUAAAUUUAGAAUGACUGAAGUUGAUUCUUUGGCAUUUUGUUAGAGCUUUGGAAAAAUUACUAACAGAAGAAAUAUUUAUUUGAUUCCCGAUCAGUAUUAAGAGAUUAGGUUACACUUGUGUUGGAAUGCUUACUUAUGUUUACAUUUUUUUUAAUUGGUAUCUAAGACCAUCGCGUGUCAGGUAGAAUUCUGUCGUUGGGAAUUGCAACAUGCUACAAAUUCCAGGUUUUUCCCAUUUUUUUCGAUAUUGCAGAGCUAUGGUUAGCUAGCAGAAGACCUCCACUUUUAUCAAUGUGGAAGAGAGAUCAACAGCUGUUACUAAAUCCCAUUUUAAUUUGUCAGCACUUACCGAUGUAUCUCGGUACUGAACUGGGAAUGAUGACUGAUUUCAGCUAAUCAGCUCUGCCUCAGUUAAUGACGUAAAACAUUUGACUACUGUGCUAUAAAGAUGUUUGAAAAUGAUUGAAGUUCUACGUCCUUAUAUAUUCUGUAAAGAUUGCAGGUUGCUCACGACAACGGUGCCAAAAGACCUUCCCCAAAAGUUACUGAGCAAACUGGCUUCAAAACAAGUCUGAAGUCCUGGGUUUUACUUUUAUUUUUCAUAUCGCAAGACAGUUCUCCUUAAGUAGCUUGGGAGAUUAGAUUGAAAACAAACCCAAUGUCAUUGGGAUAAGAAUGCUGGUCAGCAAAAAUUAAUUACAGGGAGAAUUGAACAAAAAAUGUUGUCAAAAAUGCCACUAAUUUCCAGCUGUUUGCACUUGAUUUUCAUUUAUUUGACUAAUCCUUUAAAAUACUCCAGAAUCAGCAACUUCUGGUCUUUUUGGUUCUUGUGCACUUGUUUAACUCUGUCAUCGACAAUAAAAGUCAAAUUAGUUUGCAGAAUAUUGAUUUUUUUGAUUUUGUUUUAAUUUGUUUGGGAGGUACGGUGGCACAGCAGUAGAGUUUCCGCCUUACAGCGACAGAGACCCGGGUUCGAUCCUGACUGGGUGCUGUCUGUACGGAGUUUGCACGUUAUCCCUGUGACCCGCGUGGGUUUUCUCUGGGUGCUCCGGUUUCCUCCCACGCUCCAGAGACGUGCAGGUUUGUAGGCUAAUUGGCUUAGUAAAAUUGUAAAUUGUUACUUGUGUAUGUAGGAAAGUGGCAGUGUACGGGGAACGCUGGUCGACGUGGACUUGUUGCAUGCUGUAUCUAAAUUAAACUAAACUAAGAGAUGUCUGUUUAUCCAAUUUGGAGUCAACUGUGGAGAAAGGAAGAUAGACACAAAAUGCCAGAGUAGCUCAGCGGAUCAGGCAGCAUCUCUGGAAAAAAGAAUAGGUGACGUUUCAGGUCGCGACCUUUCUUCAGAGUCACGUGAGAGCGAAACUACAGGUAUGAAAUAGAACAGGACGUAUCAGAGCCACCACCGAUAGCCAAGGAGCUACAAUGAUCUAUUAUGAUAACGAAAGGAUGUGAACAGUGAAACUAUCAGGACGACUAGUGGGGGAGGGACGGAGAGCGAGGGAAUGCAAGGGUUACUUGAAAUUAGAGAAAUCAAUAUUCAUGCCACUGGGAUGUCAGUUGGAAAACUGCUUUGAAGAAAAAUGACAAAAGAAGCAGUAAUUUUAGCCUAACUGAAGGAUGUGGAGGAGUAGAGGUCAUUUGGAAAAGCGCAGUUAGCCUACAGACAGUGGGUUGAAAAUAAUUACUUGGCCUAUUUUUGAUCAGCCGUUUCUGAAUCUUUUAUGUGCUUGCUUUUAUUGGCCAACAGUGGAAUGCUGGCAGCAUUAUUGCUGCAAAGAACAUGUAAUGCAAUGUUUAGGUUAAAUUAAUAGCGUGUCCCUAAUCAGACCUUUUAAAAUACCCACCCUACACUUAUUAGCUAUUCUACACUGGAAAUAUCUUGCUCUCCAUUCGUUCUUAAAUAUUCUUAACAUUCUCAAGUGGGAAGCGAGUUCUGUGUCUAUUUUGCAGAACUACUUUGAAAUGCACUACAGACGCCCCCAGACUAAGGCAAUAGGCGAUUCAUGGAAUCUCGUACUUAUGUAAACAAUUCAACACUCAAUCCCUAGUGCAUUCAAGGCAGUUUGUUAUUUCCACAACAUUGUACGAUCACUCAAGUUAACAUCGAAAACAAGCCGGCAAUGGCGGUGAUGCUUGUCCAGAAAGCCGUGCACUGCAGAAAGUGCUCCGGAUGCCACUGAGACAAUUAAUACUCUAAAAGGCCUGUCCCACUUGACUGUCAUUUGCGCGCCCUUUACGAGACCUCCAAAAAUGUGGUUGUCGCGUUGUGAUGCACGGGUAGCGUGUGGGUAGCGCGGGACGGGCACAUGGAGAGGCAUGGAGGAGUGUGGAGUUGCGUGCGGUUUCACGCGGCGCUCCAGGAUUGCGUACGCACGCUGAUGCAUUGGGUAUGCACGCUGACGCAUAUGCGUCGCAUGCUGGCAUCCCGAUGUCUCACGUGUAUCGCAUGGUUACGUCACCAUGCGUCGCCACGCGCCGCAGGUUAUUAUAUUGACGUCACGUGCACCAGGCAGCAUGAUGACGCGUGAUUUGCGCGUGAUGUCGACCUAUUUCAGGCAGUAAGAGAGGAGGUGUAGCACCAAGUGUUACAUCUCCUGCGGCUGCAGGGGAAAGUACCUGGAGAGGGGGCAGAUUGAGUGGUGAGGUAUGAGUGAACCAAGGAGUUGUGGAGAGAGUGGUCUCUGCGGGGAAGCUUGACUGGUGGUGGAAUGACAUUGAAGUGGCGAUAAUGUCGUAGUAGGUGUUGGAUGCAGUGGCUGAUGAGGUGAAAGUUUAGUUUAGUUUUGGCUUAGUUUAGAGAUACAGCACAGAAUCAGGCCCUUUGGCACACUGAGUCCGCGCCGACCAGCGAUUCACGUGCACUAACUCUAUCCUACACACAAUAGGGACAAUUUAAAUAUUUUACUGAAAAUUAUUAGCCUCCAAACCUGUUUGUCUUUGGAGUGUGGGAGGAAACCAGCGCACCUGGAGAAAACCCAUGUAACUCACAGGGAGAAUGUACAAACUCCGUACAGAUCGCACCAGCAGUCAGGAUCAAACCCGGGUCUUUAGCGCUGUAAGGCAGCAACUCUACCGCAGCACCAUCCCUAAAAAAGGUAAGGACCAGGGGAACUAUCUCCUUUCUGUCUUGGGGGAGUGGGCAGAGCUGCAGGACGUAGAGGAGACAUGGGUGAGGGUUGCAUCCACAACAGCAGUGGAAUCCAUGUUUAUUGAAGAAAGAGGAUAUCUCGGAUGUCGUUGAAUUAAAAGCCACGCCUUGGAAGCAGAUGCAAUGGAGACGAGUAAGAUAAUUCAAGGGCUUUCAGCUGUGCAGCCAACUUUCUCCGACAAGUAGUCAAGUUUCCUGAGUGUUGAGUUGAAUUAAUUCUAGCAAGUGCAGACUAUGCAGCUACAUUCCACACUUUGGUUUGUUUUUGUGAUAGAAAGACAUUGGUUUGUCAGGAAGUAUUUCAUCUUCAUCCCAGGAUACCCAGUCUCUGACCUGCUGUUGUAUCCACAGUCUUAAGUGACUGAUCUAAUUAUGUUUCUGGUCAGUGGUGAUCCACAAGAUUAGGGUAUUCAAUUUUUGUCCUGAUGGUCUUAUCAUUGGCACAGUGGUAGAGUUGCUGCCAUACAGCGCCAGAGACCCGGGUUCGAUCCUAACUACAGGUGCUGUCUGUACGGAGUUUGCACAUUCUCCGUGACCAUGUGGGUUUUCCCUGGGUGCUCAGGUCUCCUCCCAUAUUCCAAAAAUGUACUGGUUUGUAGGUUAAUUAGCUUUAGUGAAGAUUAUAAUUUUUUCCUGGUAUGUAAAAUAGUACUAGUGUAUGGGGAUCGCUGGUCGGUGUGGACUCGGUGGGCCAGAACGCCCGUUUCCAUGCUGUAUCUCCAAAUCAAACUGUGCUUUUGUGGGAAUUGCAGAUUCCAUAAUAUUAGUCCUCUUGGUGCAUUUUUUCAACUGGUUCCUCUGUGCCUAGUGUUGCCCUGUCCAUGGUUUCAUGUGCUGCUUCUCUCCCUCUCCCUCCUUUGUAACUGAUGCAAUGACUGGAAAGGGCAGAGAUAUAUGGCUGGGCGGCUACGAUGGUGGGGUGAGGUGGGAGUAUGUGGUGGACCAGGUCACCAGCUGUCAGAGAGUGGGGGCAACACUUGGUGUGGUCUCGUCACACCAGUCAUGGGCUUUGGUGACGGAGAGGGUUCGGUUCCAUGGGCGUGAGGUGAUUCCAAUUGUCGGCUGGCCGGUGUGCCGUUUACCCACUCCUCACCUCCUCUCCCUUCAGGGUUUAGAGGAGCACCCCCAUCUCUGCUCAAUGAACGUCUCCAAUGGAAUCAAUGAUGCCUUUGUGCGCAUCCACGCUAAUGUGUGUUCUCCUACAGGCCUUGCGACUCCCGUGGGACUCUGCUUCCAAUCUGCAUGUGAUCACCACCCAGGGAUUUGGGACGGGGAAGUGGGGGUGGAUAAGAAGUCAUGCACUGCUCUAUUUCAACAGGGUUUGACCAAUGAAAGAGGAAACCAAUAAAUACAUACACUUCGAGUGUUGAAGGAGCAAAUGAAAAGGACACGUUGAUGUUCUAAGACUAAGUAAUGGGCGAUUACUCAGUACUAAAUCUGGUGCUCACCAGGAGACAAGCUGAUCUGCCUUUAUAGACAAGAGUGUGUCUUUAUAUUCUCAGAUGGCAAGGUUACACAGAGACUUGAUUAACAGUAAAACGGGAUAUUGAUUACAGAUUGGAGCUCAGAAAGACAAUUAGAUAACAGAAUGAGAUGAUUAUCCACAAGUCUAACCGUUAACAGUAGAUCUAAUUUUCAGUUACAUUGAUGGGAGCAUGCUAUAGCAUAACGAAGUUCCAGAAACGUGGGUGUUGUCACUGCUACAUUCCAUGUCUCCACUUUCAGGCUUUGUCUGCAGUUCCCUGUCACCACAUUAGCACAAUCCACAAGCCUAUUUACUGGUUAUUAGCCCUCACUAUUCUCACCCCUCUCACUCGAUCCCCGCCACCACUUUUCCACCGCACGGUGCCUGCCAAUUGCCACCGUGACCAGACUCCUCAUUCUGCUAUAACUGAAAUCCAUUGUAAAGAGGUCUGUAAUAACGUGGGUAGACUGUAUGUGCUGGUUUGUGAGGCCACUGUUCAGGUGAGGAUUGCAGUGUGGAUGGGGAUGAGGUGGCAUCGAAUCUCCAGGACAUUGUCUAAGCAGUCCUUCUGGUAUUUCCAGCCCACAGUACCACUCAGAUGUUUAAAUGGGAUGAGUUUGCAUUGAUGUCUUAGGAUGCUCACUCCAAUGAAAGUGCUCAAAGUGCCUUGAGUAUAAUGUCAGCCGUAAUAGCAAUACUGCAGUGCAUGAAGCAAGAGUUGCUGUUGGCACUUCAGAACCAUUCAGUGCAAUGUGAAUGCAGGAUUACGAUCAUCAAGCAAUGUAAUAGGAAAGAUCUACAGCUACAGUCCGGAGGGAAUUUGUUUUCCUCAUCAUGAUGCCACAGUGCGUGAUAAAUUUUGAAAUGCUGCAUAGCACGGUAACUUUUUUUUAACACAUUGUUGGUCGUAUCAAAAAUCCUGUUGCAUAAAUCACUGCUACAGAACAGCACUCUCUUAAUUAUUGUCAUUUGGGAAUGGAUAGGUAAUUGUAAUGGCAUUAUUUCAAACUGAUACAGUCUGCUAAAAAUUACUUGGAUUUUUAUGCAUCAGAUUAAAGCCUGAAUUAAUUUCCCGACUUAAUUCUAGAUGUGACUUUGUUUUAUAUUGAAAGGCAAGGUUAGCCCCAGGAAGCAGGACAUCACCAAAGUUAAAAAGAUGAUGCGAAUUUAAACAAAAGAAGACAUGAGGAAUUGUAGAUGCUGGAAUCUUGUGUCAGUCAACCUUGUGUUACUCGGUGGGUCAGGCAGCUCCUGUGGACACGGAUGGGUGACGUUUUUGGGUCGGGGAAAUGUGGAAUUUCUGAAGAAAGAUCCCGACCCGAAACAUUGUUUACCCAUUUCCUCCAGAGAUGCUGUCUUGACCCACUGAGGUACUCCAGCACUUUGUCUCUGAUUUUUUUUAAAAAAGGAGUUCUUCAAGCAAUGAGUAUUUUUGAGAGCAAUAUUAAACAGGCAGGAGUUUUUGGGUUGGAUAUAGAGGUCACUGGAUUAAUUGGGAAAGGGGAAAAUAAAAUCCAAGGAAUUAUCAACGAGUUAGAGGGAGAAAUGUAAUGGGGUACUGGUACCUCCAACAAACAUUGGUGGGAGACCAUUUUCAAAACACUCAAAGCUCUGGAGAAGUCAAUAGCCUUCCCUGUUCUCCGACCAGCCGGACUGUCUCCCUGAUUGAAUUUUAUCUCUGCUUUGUUGUCACCUCUUCGCUAUCAAUGAUCUAUUCUACAUUUUCCUUGAUUCUCGUCUCUUUUGAUGUCUCAUUCUGACACCUUCCCCUUAUCUCUGUGUCUCCCUCUCCCCUGACUUUCAUUUUGACAAAGAGUCUCGUGCCGAAACGUCUCCAAUUCUUUCUAUCCAGAGGUGCUGCCUGUCCCGCUGAGUUACUCCAGCAAUUUGUGUCUAUCUUUGACCAUUCAUUUGACACAGCAUUAAAGAAUUGCAGAUUUUAGUGAUGUAAUCAAUGAUGUUAUUGAUCAGCGAUUCAGCAAGAAUUUGCAGAAUGCAAUGCCUGCUACCGUUCACAAAUAUGUUAAAUGCUGAAUAAACAGUAGUUUAUA